UCGAGGGCUGCCUUCGCUCCGGUCCCCCCAAGGCUGCUGAGGAAGGGGUUGGGGGGGUGGGAUCGAGAGGAAGAGGAGGACUGCCUCCUCCAGCCGUGCAGCCGUGUAGAGAUCCCUCAAGGAGCAAAAGAGAUCCCCCCCCAAAAAAUCUCUCUUCGCCUGCUUGGAGAAAUCGGAGUCGAUUCGGCUGUCAAGAUGAAGGCUGAUGAUCUUGUUAUCAAUCCGUCUACAACAUUGAAGGAGAAGCCGGACCCAAAUGGCUUAGUAUUUGGAACAGUUUUCACAGACAACAUGCUCUUCAUUGAAUGGUCCUUCACAUCUGGAUGGGAAGUUCCUCAGAUUAAGCCCUUGGAGAAUCUCUCUGUGCACCCAGCCAUCUCAGCACUGCAUUAUGCUGUCGAACUGUUCGAAGGCAUGAAGGCAUAUCGAGGCGUGGAUGGCAAAAUACGCUUGUUCCGACCAAGACUCAACAUGGACAGGAUGUUACGGUCAGCUGCGCGAGCAACUUUGCCGGGAUUCGACAAAGAAGAACUUCUGCAGUGUAUCCAGAAGCUGGUGGAAGUUGAGAAGGAAUGGGUACCCUAUUCCACCUCUGCUAGCUUGUAUAUCCGCCCUACUUUAAUUGGGACAGAG
Messenger RNA from Thamnophis sirtalis, 633 nucleotides. The record is from RefSeq and is a predicted model, not a curated record. Lineage: Eukaryota; Metazoa; Chordata; Lepidosauria; Squamata; Natricidae.